Molecule: messenger RNA, 1562 nt
Organism: Penaeus vannamei (Pacific white shrimp)
Lineage: Eukaryota; Metazoa; Arthropoda; Malacostraca; Decapoda; Penaeidae
Source: RefSeq, a predicted model, not a curated record
CUUUGGUUUACUGUUGUCAUCGCAGGGAUGGAGAAGUUGCGCGAACAUUUUUCCAGGAUUCGAGUUCCUAAAGGCGGGGACAAAGUGUACAAGGAUGAGUGUAUGUUCUCCUUUGAUACCCCGGAGAGUGAGACAGGGCUUUACAUUUGCCUGAACAGUUUCUUUGGAUGGAGCAAGGAAUAUGUUGCCAAGUACUCAGAACGCUCUGGAAAUUGUGUAUUCUUACACAUUAAGAGAAUCAAAAGAGAGCUUCCUCCAGAGAAAGAACCAGAGCCUGACAAAAAAAUUGCCCGUUUGGCAAUUGGCGUCGAAGGUGGUUUCAACCCUGAUGCAAACAAGAAGAAAUUUGAAUACGAAGACACUAACUCUGUUGUGAUUCUUCCAGCCUUUGAUGUCAUACCCCUGCCAAAUCCUGAUCUCCCAGAGCUUGUACAGCAGAGCAUUAAUGGAGUACUGAAAGCAGAGUCCGCCUUGCAUUUGGCAGAAGUAGAGGCUGCCGCAGGUGCUUGGGAUGGUGAGAUACGACAAGUCACUAAACAUGCUGAUAGCCUACAACAGCUUGAUAAUGGAGUUAAGAUUCCACCAAAUGGUUGGAAAUGUGAAGAAUGUGACAAGACUGAUAACUUGUGGCUGAAUCUUACGGAUGGUAAGAUUCUCUGCGGCAGACGGCAGCUAGAUGGAUCAGGAGGAAACAACCAUGCUGUGGAGUAUUACCAGAAAACAAAGUAUCCACUUGCAGUGAAGCUUGGGACCAUCACCCAAGAUGGCAAUGCCGAUGUCUACAGUUAUGAUGAAGACGACAUGGUUUUGGAUCCUAACCUUGUUAAGCAUUUAGCUCACUUUGGCAUAAAUGUCAAAGUUAUGGAGAAGACAGAGAAGACCAUGUUGGAGCUAGAGAUUGACUACAAUCAGCGGGCCUGGGAAUGGUCUCGUCUCACGGAGUCUGGGGCAAAACUCCUCCCCAAAUUUGGCCCAGGAUACACAGGAAUGAAAAAUCUUGGCAACUCAUGCUAUGUGAAUUCAGUUAUGCAAGUGCUGUUUACUGUACCAAACUUUAUGGAGCGGUAUUUUGUGAAUGGUCCAAGCAUCUUGGAAGGUUACCAGGGAAAUAAUCCAGCUGACGAUUUCAACAUUCAGAUGUUCAAACUUUCCCAUGGUCUUCUGUCUGGAAGGUACUCGGUUGAACCUCCCAACAUCAACUUAGAAGAAGCUGUUGAUACAGAUGACCUGCAGCCAGGCAUAUCUCCUGUUAUGUUUAGAACUUUAGUUGGGAGAGGACAUGCAGAAUUCUCAACCAAGAAGCAGCAAGAUGCAAUGGAGUUCCUUGAACACAUCUUGAAGAUGACCUCAUGUAACUCAGCAGGAGUCACAGACCCAGGAAACUGCUUUAAAUUUGAGGUUGAGGAUAAGUUUGUAUGCAGUGCCAGCAAUAAGGUCCGUUAUGUGACAAGACCUGACCAAUACCUACCGCUCCCAGUACCAGUUGAUGAAGCUGUCAACAAAGAGGAGGUGGCAGCCUAUCAGGCCCGGAAAGCUGAGGCCCAAGCUUCACAGGUGGUCAU